CAGACAUUGCUACACCUCCACAAACUCUUUGUCAUAUUUCUGCACACCCUCCUAGACUUCCGAAUCCCCUGGCCCUGUUGAGAGUUUAUUUUCGAGUAUGAUACUACUGCUACUACUACUAAUAAUACUACUAUAACAGAUCUUGUCAGACAUCAACAAGCCUUGUCAUAUCUUUUCAAACUUAUUCAUACACUGUUAGAAGUUUCCAAGGCUCUAAAAGAUCUUUCGGCAUCCUCGGGAAACUUUCUCAACGCUCUCUUAUACCUUUCCAUAUUCAGUACUCAGGUGGUUUAGUGCUUAGUUUUGAUAAUAAUAUUCCAUAUUCAGUUAGAUUUUUACUAGCUCAGGGUGGUCCUUUCCAAACUCUGUCAGGUUUCUGCAGGUCUCCGCACUCUGUAAACCCCUUCCCCAUUUAUAUUCUCCAGACCGUUCAGGAAGGCCUCUACAGGCUCUCUUAAACCAUUUUUGUAUACUAGUGCUACAGGCUGUAGGUGUAUCCAGAUAUUAUCAGACCUUACUAUACCGUAGGCUUUCCAUCAUACUGUUUAUAUAUACACAUGAUAUACAGUGACAAAAUUUUCGUGAUAUAUAUCUUACAUAAGAUUUUUUAACAUUUUGUUGUUAACGCAGACAAAGAAAAUGGAAGUUUUUUUGAAAGUGUAAAUAUUGGCAGUGUGAAGGGUAAAUGUUUAUAUUUUGACAAGCAGGUAGAUGUGACAGUGUGGUGAGUGUUGGAAUACAUACAUAGCGAGCGAGUGUGUUGAAAAGGACGCUUGUGUACAGCUCAAGAUAUUUAUGAAAUGAAACUUUUAGCACGCGUGGUUUCAUCAGGACUGACGAAGCCACUAGUGGCGAAACGUUUCCCUUAAUAAAUGUCCUAAACUAUACACGUGUCCUUUUCCACAGACUGUCAGUAUCACUAUACUAUUUACAACCGUGUGUGUGUUGGCGGCGACAGAGGUUCUUGUGUUGGUGCUGCAGAACCGUCAGUGGGGGUGUAGUAGUGUUGGUGAUGGUGGGGUGCCUUAAGGCUUCGUCACCACCUCCCCCACCCCGUGAGAGGGAGAACCCUCCUGUACCAGGAAUUCACCUGAGGGGACUGAGUGUCACCAUCGCCCGGGCCCCUGCUCUGGGCUUCACCCUACUUCAUUCACAGCAGGAGGGGUGCACCCCCACAGAGAAGGAGACAGGCUAUCCCAGGACUCCCCCCGCCCUACAAGAGCGCCCCCAGGGUCACACAGAUCUUGCCAGGGCUUCCUCCAGACAAGAAUACAAGGAGUACGUGGAUGGAAAGUUCCACAGGUAUGAUGAUCGCUCCCAAGAGUGUGUGGAGGCUGGCAGGGAGAACCCGGAGGCUGCGAGGACAUGCCAGGGGACGGUUCCGUACCAAGAGGAGCACCAUCAGAAGCCUCUCUGGUACCUAACCCGCACUACUGCCACUAUACUUCUUAUUCAAGGAAUCUUCAUCACGCUCUUCACCUACUAUGUCAGGUAUGGUGAGCUGGCGGACGCCUCGCAUGAAGGAAACAACGUUCAUCCCAUCCUUGGUGGUAACUAUUCUGAAGAGAACCCAGGAACUCUACUUCAUCACCAGCUAUUAAACAUAGAAAUAAUAGUGUUUGUUGGCAUGGGCAUGAGGUUGGCAUUCUUGCGAGAGUAUUCCUACAGUAGUAUGGGUUGGUCUCUGCUGCUGUCGUCCAUCACUCUGCAGUGGUCCAUUCUCUGUGGGGGAUUCCUCCAGGGCCAAGAAUUCAUUUACAUUGACAUUUACAGCUUGCUACGAGGGUGUAUGGCUAGUGUGAGUGUAGGAGUGGCUCAUGGUGCCGUGAUGGGACUGGCCUCUCCCAUUCAGUUGAUCGUCCUCACCCUCUCCCAUGUUCCUAUCUACACUCUCAGCAACCAUCUAGCCUCUAGUCACCUCCUGGCGGUGGACCGCGGAGGCUGCGUCACUGUACACAUGUUUGGUGCCUUGUUCGGUGUGUCGGCGUGCAGGGCACUGCGAGGUCACUGGUCGCUGUCUUCCACUCGUCUCACCUCCUCCACCACUACUCAGGUCACUGCCUGCAUCGGUACAGUGGUGGUGGUUGUGUACCUGGGAGAGGUGUGGUCGGUAUCCACUGUUGGUGACGACCAUCACAGAGCCCUCAUAAACACUCUCCUCGCCACGUUGGCAUCUCUCACCCUCGCCUUCCCAGCCUCAUCCCUCGCACAUACUCGCAGGAAGUUCUCACUGGUGAGACAGAGACACAACCAUCUUGAUAUGCUCCACCAGGCGUCAUACACUGCCGUCGAUCGUAGCUUAACGAAUAUUCAGCCGGUGUUACGGAGGCGUGCGGGCGUGGGGGACACAGCUGGGGUGGGCCCUGUCUACGGGGUGGCGGGCGUGAGGGCGGCCUUGCAGGUGUUUUUGGGCAUGGCUGCGGUGGCCAGCGAUAACUGGUUCUUUUGGAUACAGUGUGUGUGUGUAUGUAUGUAUGUAUGUAUGUGUGUGCGUGCGUACGCGCUCGCGAGCAGUGUGUAUGUAAUCUUCCCGGGGAUGUCACCAAGGCGGAACAGCGAGGCACAUUUGGAGGUGAUGAGCUACCUGCCGGUGCUUGAGGGCCCUGGUCGGACAGCAUCACAGCAGGCAGCCUACCAGCUGGCAGCACUCCUGGCCCUCAUUCUCAUUGCUCUGUUGGGCGGAGCUCUCACAGGACUGGCACUCCGUCUGCCUGUGUGUGAAAGACUGACUCAGGAUGAUCUCUAUAACGAUGCUUCUUACUGGCAGCUUCCACAGCCCUCCCCAGGCUCUUGUCAUGCCCAUACCCACGCCAGUACACAUGCCCAAAAAUUGACUCCAUCACCACAAUUGAAAUAAACUUAAAAACUA
Molecule: messenger RNA, 2869 nt
Organism: Cherax quadricarinatus
Lineage: Eukaryota; Metazoa; Arthropoda; Malacostraca; Decapoda; Parastacidae
Source: RefSeq, a predicted model, not a curated record